This is a messenger RNA of Cutaneotrichosporon oleaginosum, 1078 nucleotides long. RefSeq lists its product as uncharacterized. Lineage: Eukaryota; Fungi; Basidiomycota; Tremellomycetes; Trichosporonales; Trichosporonaceae. Gene Ontology annotation, molecular function: isomerase activity. Gene Ontology annotation, cellular component: cytoplasm. The record is from RefSeq and is a predicted model, not a curated record. Gene Ontology annotation, biological process: biosynthetic process.
UCGUGAGCCAUUCCAUCUGCUUGACUCGAGACCACCUCCUUGCGUGCUGGCUUAUCAAUCAUUCGGAAGCCCAGAAGAGUGCAGGACACUGAUACAUAAAGACCUCGAGCGCGCUCUCUGAUCCUACGCUAACAGCACCCACACACACCAUGGCACGAUUUUUCCUCGCCAACGCAUUCGCGACUCACGCCCACGGCGGUAACCAGGCUGCCGUCGUCCUCCUUCCGCCCGGCGACGAGCGUGGUCUGGACGACGCGUACUGUCGCGCCCUUGGAGAAGACUUCAAAAUGCCCAUGACGGCGGUGGUCACGCCUAGGGGAGAGGGAGUAUAUGCGCUGCGCUGGUGGACGGCGUCUGGCCAGGAAUCCAGACUGUGCGGUCAUGCAACGCUAGCGACCUCGCACAUCCUCUUCAAUUGCGUCGAAACCUCGGCUAAGGAGGUGUACUUUGAUACCCUCGCGGGGCGGCUGACAGCGACAUGCGUGAGCCGCGGGCAGGGCGGAGAGGUGGCUAUCUCGCUGCCCAUCGGCGGGCCGAGUGCGCCGAGCGCGCGCAGCGGGGAAUUCGGCAAGCUCUUCGCCUCGGCCGCAGGCCUCGACCCACGCAAAAUCGAGGAGGUGGUCACGUACAUGGAUGACCGGUCGUGCAUCGUCCGCCUCACGCCGGACGUCGACCUUGCGAGUCUCAAAGUCGACUCGCGCUCGUUGUACCCCACCAUCGCGCACUACUGCAUCGUCACGCAACUCGACAGGACGCGGGCGGGAGGCAUCAACUCGCGCGUGUUCAUCGAGGGCUUCGGUAUUCCCGAGGACCCAGUCACGGGCUCAGCGCACGCUACGCUCGCAGAGUAUUAUCUCCUCGGGCACGGGCGGGGGUUCCUCAAUGGUGCCGACCCAAAGAGCGUCACACUGGACGCGCGGCAGGUCAGCAAACGUGGUGGAGGUCUCAAGGUAUCGCUCGAGGACGGGCGAGUCAAGGUUGUGGGCAAAACGUGGAUUUGGGGCGAGGGGGAGAUGGUCGAGGUGUAAACAUUUGAGAUGCGUGAAGGACCGGGCGAGAGGCGUUUGACCAAGCUCAU